CGCAGCAUUCAUUCUACGUCUACUUCGUACCAGCCCUCGCCCACCAGCGCAGCACACGCGCGCUGCCACAGAGCGCCAUGGCACAGCAACCACUAACAAGCUUCUGGCCGCUCUUUGGGGGCAAGUCGGACGGCCAGGACGUGGUCAACCUCAAAGGCCGAGUGCUAAGGAAUGGACCGAGUCAGGAGCAGCUCGACGACAAACCCAACGACCAAGGACAAUGCGACUACUACCGCCUGAUCAAAAAGGACGAUCCUAAACACCUCGAUUGGCGGAAGAAGCUGGGUGGCAUGCUCCUGCGCGAAAUCGGUGGCAAGCAGCACGAAGCAGACAAAUGGCAGCAAUGCAUCUUGUGGGAAUUGCCCGAGAACUACGUCCUCUAUGAGCACAUCAAGACCAAAGCGGACGGCCAGGUCAAGACGGUCAAGAAUCACUCGGGCGGCGGCCACGACAGACAAGAUGCGUACUUGUAUGGAUACCCCAAAGGACCUAAGAAGCGCUUUCGGAGCCCAAUCGAGUUCUUCCCACAUCUCUUGUGGCUAUACACCGACGAAACCAGCGAUUACAACAAUUGCACCUGCAAGAUGUGCUCCCCUCAGCAGCCCGAGCCGGAGCGGCCAGCUGUCAGGGUCGAAUUCAAGCCGGAGCUUUCUACGACCAUCAAGCGCGAGCCCACGCCGAGCACACCUGUCCCAGGUUAUGCCGUAGUAGGCCGUAACCCUGUCGUACAGAUACCUGUCCGAAGACCUUCCUCAGGCCCGCCUGCGCAGAGCCCUAGCACAAAAUCUGCCACUCCUGUGCCUGCACCAGUUCCAACGCCCAGUGCGCCGCCGAUUAGAGCACCCCCAGCCCUUCAAUCUACGACACUUCCGCAGCCUCGAUCGUUGGAACAACAAGCCGAUCUCUCCUACAACAAAUAUCUCUGCCGAACAGGAGAGGUGGUGUGGUUCUUCCGCCCAAAGACAGCAGCCUGGGGAUUGGGGCUUGUCGUUCGAAGGUGGGCGACAAGAGGAAGCCCCGCAGACAGGUCAUAUUUGAUUCAGCCUUUGUCGCAUCCAUUCGAACUGCCUCCCCAAGAGCUCGUCACCACGGAUCAACAUCUAAAACCUUGGCUUGCGUGGUCUGCGCCUAAUUGCACUUUUCCUUACCUCCAGCAGCACCCACAGCUCACUUACGCCCAAGUAGACUGGGCCGGACUGGAAUCGGGGCGGUACGGUGAAGGUAUUGCCUCUGUUGAUGCGUCCAUUAUGGCAGCGAAAGCCAUCGACGGCACUUACACCCUUUUCGAGCGCCUCAAGACAACGGCAGAAUCAGGCGUCGAAUUACGGCACUACAAUGGUAUAUUCCUUGGUGCUGAGAAGAUCUGGAGAGGCGAACCUGUCCGUCUCCGUAUAGGGAGCAGUGGAAGUGACUUGAUGGUCAUAACCGACAUAGUGGAGCGCGUUUUUAGCAACGCCCCCCAGAAGCAGCUCAGCACGCAACCUGUUUCGCAGGUCGUUGUAGUCGGUGACAUAUACAGCUAUGCCACCUUGGAUGCCCCUGACCCUUCUAGUCCCCCGAAACCUCCGCAGCAAAACAAUAACAUCCCAACACGCAUGGUUCACGACAUGGCAUGGCGUAACCGCAUGCUCGUACCUACGACCCGUACGUUGGCCUGGUGGAAGCUCAUUGCCUCUGGCUCCAAGCUGGAGAUCUCGGAUAUCAAGGGGCGGUGGUACGAGACCAGUCUUGUUUUCCAAGAACCCUUUACCAAAGCUGUCAAAAACAACGAAGGCGGAAAUGGCAUAUGGAUGAACUCACGAGGCGAUGCAACAGGCUUGGGCAAGAACGCUGGUGCACCAAGACCAAACCGAACCGCUGCUUUUGGACCAUCCAUACCCGAGGGCACGCAGCUUAUUGAUGGCCUAGACCCGCCAAAUCAGCCUGUCGGAGAACAGCAACAACAACAACCACAACAACCACAGGACAUGCAGGGCUUAGACAUGGGCAUAGGCUCCGAGCAUGCUACAUUUUCCCUCGACGAUUUCAUGAACGUCGACCAUCUAGGCGAGGAUGCAGGCAUGGACUUUCCCUUUUGA
This is a messenger RNA of Cucurbitaria berberidis CBS 394.84, 2078 nucleotides long. RefSeq lists its product as uncharacterized. Gene Ontology annotation, biological process: silent mating-type cassette heterochromatin formation. The record is from RefSeq and is a predicted model, not a curated record. Bases 78 to 2078 code for a protein of 666 amino acids. NCBI's taxonomy places the organism in Eukaryota, Fungi, Ascomycota, Dothideomycetes, Pleosporales, Cucurbitariaceae. Gene Ontology annotation, cellular component: rDNA heterochromatin; SHREC complex. The transcript is spliced from 2 exons.